AGAAGAAGAACUCAGUGAGUCACGUGAUUCGGAGAAAGGCUUGAUAAGUGAUGCUAAAACGAGCGGAUGUCUGUGAUUUUACAAUAGAACAACAUUUAAAUGAACGUUUAUUAUCAUUUAGUGAUCGUGAUUUUUAAACCAUGGUGUCUAAACAGUGAUAAUUUGGGUUUUAUUGGGUAAAAAUGCAUUAGAAGGCUCUCUUCGCUAACUGUUGUUCUAAGAUGCUAGCCGGCUAAGCUGGCAAAGCUGAAUCCUUGAAGAACCGCUUGGACCGGAUCUUUCCUGACAUGGACGUGAGCAUAGCUGUGUCGCUUAUUCGGGGUCAGAUGGGCACCGUGGUGGAGCGAGCGGUCAACGUUGCCGUGGAGACCGUUUUGGCAGAGAUGCUUAAAGUGGUCGGAGCCAAAUUUGAGGAGCUGAAAACCCAGGUGAUGCUGAUGAAGAGAGACAUGGUGGCUCUGCAGAAGGAGAAGGCGCUGAAGGAGAAGGAGAACGACAACAUCCGGGCCAAGCUGCGAUACACGGAGCUGAAGCUGAAGUACUACCGCCAGGGCGUGGAGGAGGAGCUGCAGCAGAGAGCCUCCUCCUCCACUCUGGUCCGUAUUUACCCACCUGGAUAUGCCAGAGGGCAGGGGGGCGAGGUCCUGCCCACUGAGCCCUCCCCAUCCUGCUCGGCUCAGAGGACCCCAGAUACAGUGCUGGUGAAGAGCGGUCAAGAAUGCACCUCUUCACAGAGCACAUGCAGGCGUGCGAGCAGAGCGUGCUGCCCGUCAGACACAACAUGCUCGGACUCGAUGGAACUGCGACAGAACGCUCCUGCAGAACCGCUGGACGGCAACGCCGCUUUCCUUCCGGAGCGUGACAUCUGUCCUACCCGAGGUCCAGAUGAGGCCGAAUGGAGCAUCUCUGUGGGGUCGCACUCAGACGCCACAGUGGCCACUCCCUCUAUCCAGAUCCUGACCACUGAUACGGGUCCUCCUCCAGCAGGCAUCUCAUCUUCUCCACCAGCCCACAGCUGGAGCCCCCCCUCCCCUGCUCCACAGGUGAAGCAGGAGCUGCAUCCGCAGGAGGAGGAGGAGGAGGAAGUGAUCUGCAUCAAAGAGGAGCCAGAGGAGCAGCAGGUGAUGGCGACCUUGGAGCAGCAGAGUUGUCCUCCAGAGUCAGAGGCUCAACUGUUGGUGACAGAGAGGAAUAAACCUUCAACAAGCCAGAUGAACCCGAGCGUCUCCGUCAGCUCAGGAGGACCGAAUACCUACGCUACGUCUCAGCUCGCUGCCUCCCUGCCCCCGGGGGCGCUGCAGCCUUGGAGCAAAGACCUCACCUUCUACGACGAGUUCAAGCUCCGCAGGAACGAGCUGCGGCGGCGAAACCUGAGCCGUCAGAGAGAACUGGAGAAGGAGCUACCUCAGCCUCUGCUGGCAAAUCUGGUGCAGGAGCGCCGAGAGAAGACCAGGCUGAGGGUGGCCAGAUGGAGAGCCAAGAGAAAACUGCAGGCCUAUCUGAACCAGACUCAGGCUCAGGCCGGAGCUGCUGGUUCUUCUCCUUCGGGUUUUGCAGGCGGCAGUCAGCAGCUUACAGCUCCCUGUGCUUCCAGGAACCAGCAGAGGCAGAACGCCAGCAGCUUCCUCUGCAGCGCAGCUACUGGCAACAUGCCCGUCAUCCUCCCCCUCAUCUCUGCCUCGUCCUCCCCCCUCAUCCUUCAAUGCCCCAGCAUGCUCCCGAAUGACCAGAAUGUCACUUCAUCUUCAUCCUCCUCCUCUUCCUCUUCAUGUACACAAGUCAGCCUAUCACAAACCCAGAUGUUCAACAGCGAGUCGUGACUUUCUUCACAAGAACCACACAUUUAUUUGAGAAAAUUCAAACUGAAGAACUUUAUUUAAACUUGAAGGACAGACAGUUAUGUGUGAAAUUGUUUCCUGACUGAACACUCCUGUCUUACUUUGUUCAUAUUUAAAGAUGCUAGCUCACCUCUGGAACUGCCUGCUGAGAACUUCAGCAUGCAGAGAUUUUUAAACAUGGCUUAUAGAUGAACUUAUCUGGUUGACUGUUUUUAUUUAUUUAACUUUCUUCUUUUAAUGAUUUUAGCCUGAUGGUUUCCAUGUAGGGAUCCUUUGUACCAACAUACUGCCUGCUCACAGCAGAAGUCUCUUAUAAAUAAAGUUUAUGAGUUCGUCUUUUG
This is a messenger RNA of Oryzias latipes (Japanese medaka), 2179 nucleotides long. RefSeq lists its product as uncharacterized. The record is from RefSeq and is a predicted model, not a curated record. Lineage: Eukaryota; Metazoa; Chordata; Actinopteri; Beloniformes; Adrianichthyidae.